This is a messenger RNA of Rotaria socialis, 933 nucleotides long. The record is from the annotation of a GenBank genome assembly. NCBI's taxonomy places the organism in Eukaryota, Metazoa, Rotifera, Eurotatoria, Philodinida, Philodinidae.
AUGUGGUUAGCAAGCCUUCUCAAGUACAAAUGGUGUUCAACACAAAAUCGAUAUUAUAAAACACGAGCGAUGUGGACUAUGUCUUUAUUCUUAUCCAUAUUAGUCGUACUAUGCUUUCAUAAGUUGAUUGGUUUUUUCCAACCACAAAUAUCGGAUAUUUUUACAGAGGGUAUGCAUUAUGAUCAUCGCAACAACGCCAUAAACAAUUCAAAUUUACUUCACUCAGAGCCCAAUGCACUGUGUGUACUUGUACGCAUUUAUGGGCCACAGGUUCCAUAUUUAACAGCCUUCGCACUUGGGUUUCUUCAUAAUAGUUUCGAUUAUCUACGGAUGUACGUUAUAAACACUCACCCAAGUACUGAUAACCAACUGCUCUCUAGGACAAUUGAUGCAAUCAAUCGAAUAGCUCUCCGGGCGAAUUAUAUUACUCUUCUUAACUUAGGUAAACCACUAGAUAAUGAUUAUGGAUACACUUUGACCGAUCAUGCACUUACUUAUCUCUACAAUCAAUAUGAAAGAUCUCCAUCAAUGUGUCAGUACAUUAUUAUAACAAAUGGAGAUAACUUAUAUUCUCGACACUUGGGUAGCAAAAUUCUUCCUCUCAUGAAAGCCAAAAAAGAUAUCAUAGCUUGGGACUUCGUAACUCGCUACCCUCAACCGUACCUGAUAGAACUUAUGAACGGAGGGAAGCCGUUCAAUUAUGAAGUCUCUGAUGACGGGACAGCGAAACAUAUGGAAGUGUCACUAGAAACGGGUUUCGUCGAUUUAGGAGCAGUAGCCUAUCGACUAUCGUUUCUCAGCCACUACCGACUUAAUUUUAGUUACUCAAACCGGGCAUAUAUUCCAGAAUCUGAUGGUUUAUUCGUCGAGAUGGCAUCUCGUCUGACAAAUAAUAUAGUCCUUGUUAGGCAAAUAUUGUAUAUUCAUCAGUAA